Molecule: messenger RNA, 384 nt
Organism: Eremothecium gossypii ATCC 10895
Lineage: Eukaryota; Fungi; Ascomycota; Saccharomycetes; Saccharomycetales; Saccharomycetaceae
Gene: AHC2
Product: Ahc2p
Exons: 1
Coding region: 1-384 (127 amino acids)
Source: RefSeq, marked provisional
AUGCACACGCUGAGUUCGGUCAGGGAUUCGGUCACCAAGUUCCAAGCAGAGCCCCUGCACGACAACCCGGAUUACGUGGUUCUGCAGCAGGCGCGGCGUCAUGCCGACCGGCGGCUGGCAGAGGUGCGGUACGUGGCAAAGCAGAUGCAGCAGCUGUACCAGCAGCUAGACAAGACCCGCAAUUACCAGGAGUUUGUGGACGUGCUCAUGAACAACCGCGCACUGCUGCGCGAGGUGUUCACGCUGGAGAAGAAUACGGCGCGCCGCGUGGCCACGCCGCGCGUGCAGUGGAGCAAGUACGGCGUGGACGUUGAGGCGUAUGUAAUAGAGCGCGGGCGGUCCGCGGUCGGCGCGGCGUGCGGCUGGGGGUUCGAAGAUGAGUAG